UAAAGACUCCUACUAAUUUUGCUCUUCCGCUGUUUUGUGAAAUUUUGCGUAAACUGUAAUAUCUGCACAGUCGGAGCGGACAAAAUGUCUGCCGGCGUCGUGAACCUCCAGGAGCAGGUGGAAUCGGUGCUGGGUGCGCUUGUCAAAGCGGCCACGGUGGAGUUGACCAAACUGUUCGAGAGCAAAUACCAAGCCUCGGCUGUCGAUAUGGAGGUGGGCCGCAAUGAAGACAAAAGGGUAAAUGAAACAUUGGAGAAACCGGAUAGUUUAUCGACUGCCGACACAAAGCGCAGCAUCGGAGUGCAAGUGGACGACGGUAUUUAUCCGCUGUGGGAGCUUUCUGGUUCCCCUCUCCUCUCAGAUGGUGAUUGUCUCGGCGAGUGUAAGGGGGAGGUGGCGGAGAAGUGUUUCAUUCCACCCGAAAUCCUCCUGGCGGAAAAUAAUGGCCAUGUUGACCCCGAGUGGUCGCCUCUGAAAGAACAGGUUUUAGCAGGGACUGUGGAAAUGGUGGAAUUAAGUGUCCUUGAAACAGAGUCUCCAACUGAUAGUGACGCCCAAACAGAAGUUGUUUUGCAUGUCUGUGCAGAGACAUGGACAGACGCAUUAAUACAUGGAUCUACGCAGAGCUCUCCAACUAAACAAAAGCCUUUAGUGAUCCAGCCAGACACAAGUGGUAUCACUUCUGGGCAGAAGUUUGUUUGCCCAUUGAUCCUAAAGCCAGAGUCACCAGCUCCCAAAUCUGAGAGUUUAAAGGAGCCCGUUCAGGCCGAGCCUCAGCAAGCCUGUGUCAGCACCGCCAAAGGCACCGCCUACAGCCCGUCCCCAUCUGAUGGAGCCGUGACUCCUGUUCAGGUUGGGGUUUGGGAACGGAUCCAGACGCCAAAGGAGACGAAGAACAAUCUCCAAAUGAAACUGAAACUGACUUGUCCAGAUCAAAAGCUGAUGCGUCCCUGUGCAGUACAACUUGUGAACAUGCUCAUGGUGCCCGAUUCAGAGAUGAAGCUUCAGGAUGAUGACACUAACUGCAAAAGUGGUUGGCGUCUGCCCAAAGACCUCCGUCGCCACCAAGGUCCUCACACAGGCCAUCGCCUCUGCUGCUUCACCCCAUGUGGAAACGGCGUUUGGCGUCUCCAAGGGGUCGUCACCCACUCCCGCAACGGAUAUGAUUGCAACAUCUGCGGGAAAACGUUCAAACGCAGAAAGAUUCUCCGGAGGCACGAGCGCUUCCACACCGGAGAGAAACCGUACUCGUGUUCGGUGUGCUCAAAGACGUUCGCGUUGAGGAAGAGUCUCCGCCGACAUGUGAGAUUCCACACGGGGGAGAGGCCGCACAACUGCACGCAGUGCGGCAAAAGCUUCCGUCUGCGAGACAAUCUGAAAGCACACUUGAGGUUUCACACUGGAGAAAAGCCCUUCAGCUGCACUACGUGUGGGAAGAUGUUCAGGAUCAUGAGGAAUCUGGACAAACACAAACUGAGCCAGUGUGAAUUCUUUGUCCCUUCAUUCAGGACGAUUGCUGGCUUGUAGCUGUGGGAAAACAGCUGUCAGUGGCCGGUUGUGUUUUCUACCUCAGACUCUUUUUUUUGGAGACAAAGGUCAUGUGAAGUUGAGAUAGGAAGAGUCAAAGCUACGAGAGAUACAAAUCAAGACUAUUUGCUGAGAUUGAAAGCCAUUCCAGAGAGGUUUAUGUUUAAACGACAGUAAUCGCAGUUGUAGUUUGAACCAGGCUUUUUUUUUUUCUUUUUCUUUUUUUUUUAUAAACAUAUACUACUGAUGUUUUUGUAUUAUUUGUCUUUGUUUCAUAUAUCUUGCUGUAUCUUUUCUCUUGUGAAUGUGGACCAAUAUUGGGACCGGGGCAGUGUGUAAAAGUUUUACAACUACUCAACACUUUUUAGCAUUACACCAUCUUAGAAACACGUGGUCAGUCUGCAAGGAAUUCCCUCCUCCUUGCACUUUUAACCAGUUAAACUACAUCAGUUCUCUGCUGCUGUUUGGACAUUGUUGUGUUUUGUAAAUGGAUUGAAAAGCAUCAGUAAAAUAUUCUUUCCUGUUUCAAACUUUUUCUUUUUAUGUCAUUUAUUUCUUCUGUUAUGAUUACUGAAUGUAUGUAGACUACUUCUUCCUCCUUCAACCUAGUAGCCAUGCUGACUUUAUUAGAAAUCUGAUUUCAAUGUUUCACUUGGAAUAAUAAUUGUGCUAUGAUGAGUACAUAUGGUCAAACAUAUGUUUUCUUUAUAAAGACAUAAAAAAGGUUUAUAUUCCUUAAUACUACACUGACAAAUGUAUGUCUUCAUCUUUUUCAGCUUCUGAUGCUAUAUAACAUUUUUUCUUUUGUAUUAAUAAAAAAAAAAUG
This is a messenger RNA of Seriola dumerili (greater amberjack), 2353 nucleotides long. RefSeq names its product zinc finger protein 226-like. Gene Ontology annotation, molecular function: RNA polymerase II cis-regulatory region sequence-specific DNA binding; DNA-binding transcription factor activity, RNA polymerase II-specific. Bases 85 to 1527 code for a protein of 480 amino acids. The transcript is spliced from 4 exons. The record is from RefSeq and is a predicted model, not a curated record. NCBI's taxonomy places the organism in Eukaryota, Metazoa, Chordata, Actinopteri, Carangiformes, Carangidae. Gene Ontology annotation, biological process: regulation of transcription by RNA polymerase II.